Schistosoma intercalatum is the source of this 1019-nucleotide messenger RNA. Lineage: Eukaryota; Metazoa; Platyhelminthes; Trematoda; Strigeidida; Schistosomatidae. The record is from the annotation of a GenBank genome assembly.
CAAAUAUCAAAGUUAAUCAAUUAUUUGUUUAUUUAUUUGUAGUAAUCUGUUUCAAUUUUGAAUUAAAUUAACAUUUUUCAAUUAAAAAAGAACAAAUAAACAUUAAUUAUGACAAAUGUAUCAUUAAGACUUUAUAUUGAAACUGAUGAUGUUGAGUAUCCAGGAUUGAAGAGAUUAAAAUUACAAGGAAAAGAUUUGGAAAAUGUACCAGCUGAAUUGUUCAUGUUAAGAGAAUUACAAGUAUUAGAUAUGAGUCCAGAAAGACAACCAUCAUUAACUUAUAAAUUGUUAGAACUUCCGUCAGAUAUUGGUUAUUUAAUUAAUCUUAGAAUAUUAAUAUUGGAUACAAAUGAAUUGCAUAGUCUACCGUCUGAAAUUGGUUCAUUAACACAAUUAGAAAAAUUAUCUGCAUCAAAUAAUCAACUGAAAAGUCUACCUACAUCAAUGGAGAGAUUAAAACAAAUGAAAAGUCUACAUUUGGCAAAUAAUUUAUUCGCCGAAUUUCCUAAACCAAUAUUGAAAUUAACGAAGUUGGAGUUCUUAGAUUUAAGUAGUAAUCAUUUGGAAACUUUACCAUCAUCUAUAACUGAAUUAAUCAAUUUAGAAAGUCUAUUAUUAUUCGACAAUCGUUUGACCAGUUUACCAGAGGAUAUUGGUGAAUUACGAAAUAUAAGAUGCUUAUGGUUGGGUGAUAACAGACUGGAAAGUUUGCCACAAUCAAUUGUUGAACUACGUGGAUUGAUAUGGUCACCAUUAUUAUCACCAAGUACAACAGUUGGUGGAAACCCUUUAACAGAUCCACCGAUUAAAGUAUGCAGUGCAGGACUAGAAGAACUGGAUAGAUAUUUCGGUGUGGAAAUAAUUAAAUGAAUCUACGCGUGCAAACAAAAAGAAUUCUGUAACAAUUAUACACCAUAAAUAACUAGUACUUAUCUAGACAAAAUUCAUUUCUCAAUUGAACAUGAUAAACAAUUUAUUGAUAUUUUCAAUGAUAUAUAUAUGCUACUCAUUUGUCGAAA